AUGCGUAUCUUUUAUUCAUUAUUAAACUUCCUUUUACCAUGUAUUUUGCUAGCACAAUUAUACAUAUUUAAUAAGUUCUUAUAUUCUUUGCAUCCACAUGCAAAUAUAAUAUUAAAUGGAGCUAAUCAUACAGUAAAUAGGACCUUAUCGGAUUCAUUUAAUUUACCAGACAAAACAAAAUUACGAACUUCAAAUAAUAAUAAAACAUUGCAUAAAAAUACAAGAGAUAUAAAAACUGUAAAUUCAAAAAUAUAUAAUAAGGGAUAUUCAGAUGAUAAAAAUAAUAUAAAUGAAGUAGAUAUAAUAGAAUAUGAUGAACCAAAAAAAAAUGAAAUAUUAGAAGAUCUAUUGGAAGAGUAUGAUGAAGAAAUGAAAGAAUUAAACGAGACCAACCAAAAGCCAUUUUAUAAAAGAGCCUUACUCUUAUUAGAAGUUUUCGAUAAUAUAUUUAUAGACAAAUUAAUAGAUAUGAAUAUACAAAAAAAGAAUUCAUCAUUGUUAGAUCAUGCAGUUGUUAACUCAACAUUUAUUACUAGUAGAUAUUCAAUAUUAGGAUUACCCAUGUUAAUUUAUCUUAUUAGAAGUUUUGAAUUUUUGAAUAGAUAUGAAUAA
Molecule: messenger RNA, 612 nt
Organism: Plasmodium adleri (nom. inval.)
Lineage: Eukaryota; Apicomplexa; Aconoidasida; Haemosporida; Plasmodiidae
Product: Plasmodium exported protein (hyp6), unknown function
Exons: 2
Coding region: 1-612 (203 amino acids)
Source: RefSeq, a predicted model, not a curated record